This is a messenger RNA of Calliphora vicina (urban bluebottle blowfly), 10817 nucleotides long. RefSeq names its product transportin-1-like. The record is from RefSeq and is a predicted model, not a curated record. Gene Ontology annotation, biological process: protein import into nucleus. The transcript has 9 exons. Bases 268 to 2937 code for a protein of 889 amino acids. Gene Ontology annotation, cellular component: cytoplasm; nucleus. Gene Ontology annotation, molecular function: nuclear import signal receptor activity; small GTPase binding. NCBI's taxonomy places the organism in Eukaryota, Metazoa, Arthropoda, Insecta, Diptera, Calliphoridae.
UAAUCACUUUUUGCAGUUUUUUUUGCUGCACAUAGAAAAAUCGUACAAGAAAGAAUUCGUAAUAUAUUAUAAGCUAUCGAAAAAUUCCAUUGAAAAAAGUGCAAAAACAAUUUUAUUGUGCUACAAUUAAAACAUUUAACAUAACUUUAUCAAUCAGUGCAGUGUUUUGGGCUACCAUCACCAAAGGCCAACUCUGAAACGUUAAACAAAUCUCAAAAGAAACAAAUUCUCAAGCAGCAACUAAUAAAAAAAGAAAAAUAAUUCAAAAUGACGUGGGAACCGCAAGCAGAUGGUUUACAGCAAAUUAUAGGCAUACUCAAGGAGUCGCAAUCUCCCGAUACAGCUACUCAACUGGCGGUGCAUAUGAAACUUGAGGAAUUAAAUCAAUAUCCGGAUUUUAAUAACUAUUUGAUUUAUGUUUUAACCAAACUUAAAUCGGAAGAUGAACCCACUCGCUCUUUGAGCGGUUUAAUACUUAAGAAUAAUAUGCGCACCCAUGGCAACAAUUUACGGCCAGAAAUUGUGGAAUACAUUAAACAUGAAUGUUUGCAAGCCAUUGGCGAUCCAUCGCCUUUAAUUAGAGCCACAGUGGGCAUUUUAAUAACAACCAUUGCCAGUAACGGAGGUCUGCACAAUUGGCCCCAGCUUUUGCCGUCGCUGUGUGAUAUGUUGGAUUCCCAAGACUAUAAUGUGUGUGAGGGUGCCUUCAGUGCCCUACAGAAAAUCUGUGAAGAUCAUGCUGAAACCUUGGACUCAGCGUCCCUGAAUAGACCGCUCAACGUUAUGAUUCCCAAGUUUUUGCAAUAUUUCAGUCAUAACAGUCCCAAGAUACGUUCGCAUGCAAUUGCCUGCAUCAAUCAAUUCAUUAUGAUUCGUUCUCAAGCUCUAAUGUUGCACAUUGAUACAUUCAUUGAAAGUCUAUUCAAUUUGUCCUCAGAUGAUGAUCAUGAAGUACGUAAAAAUGUUUGCCAUGGCUUGGUUAUGUUGUUGGAAGUACGUAUGGAUCGUUUACUGCCCCACAUGCCACAAAUUAUCGAAUACAUGCUAAUGAGAACUCAAGAUUCAGAUGAAGGUGUGGCCUUGGAGGCAUCUGAGUUUUGGCUAUCGUUGGCCGAACAAAGCAUUUGCAAAGAUGUCCUAACGCCCUAUUUGCCACAAUUGGCACCGAUAUUGGUGAAAGGCAUGCGUUAUUCGGAAAUUGAUAUUAUACUGCUUAAGGGUAAUGUGGAAGAAGAUGACAUGGUACCAGAUCGCGAAGAAGACAUUAGACCACGUUUCCAUAAAUCUCGAACACAUACCAUUAAGUCGACUGAGGCUGGCGGCGGAGAUGAUGAUGACGAUGAUUUCGAUGAUGGUCUCGAUGAUGACAGUUCCUUGUCCGAGUGGAAUUUGCGUAAAUGCAGUGCAGCUGCCUUAGAUGUUUUGGCCAAUGUCUUUCGCCAGGAAUGUUUACCCAUUCUAUUGCCAAUACUCAAAGACACUUUAUUCCACCAGGAUUGGGUUAUAAAGGAGAGUGGAGUUUUGGCUUUGGGUGCCAUUGCUGAGGGUUGCAUGCAAGGCAUGAUACCACAUUUGCCCGAGUUAAUACCCUACUUGAUAAGUUGUUUGUCGGACAAAAAGGCAUUGGUGCGUUCCAUUACCUGCUGGACGUUGUCGCGUUAUGCCAAUUGGGUGGUUAACCAACCGCAUGAUCAAUAUUUGAAGCCUUUAAUGGAAGAAUUGCUCAAGCGUAUAUUGGACUCCAAUAAACGGGUACAAGAAGCUGCCUGCUCAGCGUUUGCCACCCUCGAAGAAGAAGCUUGCACAGAACUUGUGCCGUAUUUGGAAUAUAUUCUACAAACUUUAGUAUUUGCUUUCUCAAAAUACCAACAUAAAAACUUAUUAAUUCUGUAUGAUGCUGUUGGUACACUGGCCGAUUCAGUGGGUCAUCAUUUGAACAAACCACAAUAUAUUGAAAUUUUAAUGCCUCCUCUAAUUGACAAAUGGAAUCUUUUAAAAGAUGAUGACAAAGAUCUAUUUCCUCUAUUGGAAUGUUUAUCGAGUAUAGCAACAGCUUUGCAAUCGGGUUUCCUACCCUACUGCGAUCCAGUCUACCGCAGAUGUAUAUCUUUGAUAGAACAAACCAUCAAUCAGGAAAUGGCUUGCAAACAAAAUCCUGGCAUUGAUCAUCCCGAUAAAGAGCGCAUGAUAGUGGCUUUGGAUUUACUAUCGGGCUUAGCUGAAGGUUUAGAUGGCCAUAUUGAAUCGUUGGUAGCUAAUAGCACUAUUAUGCAAUUAUUAUAUCAAUGUAUGCAAGAUAUAUUGCCCGAGGUACGCCAAUCCUCUUUUGCAUUAUUGGGUGACUUAACUAAAGCUUGUUUUCAACAUGUUCAUCAAUAUAUGGCCGAGUUUUUCCCCAUCUUGGGUCAGAAUUUGAACCCCGAUUAUAUUUCUGUUUGCAACAAUGCCACCUGGGCAAUUGGUGAAAUUUGUAUGAAAUUGGGCGAAGAAACUCGUCAGUAUAUACAUCUGGUACUUAAAGAAUUGAUCGUCAUCAUUAAUCGACCAAAUACACCAAAAACUCUUUUGGAAAACACUGCAAUAACUAUUGGUCGUCUAGGUUAUGUGUGCCCAGUUGAAGUGGCUCCUUAUUUGCCAGAGUUUGUACGACAGUGGUGCACAUCUUUGCGUCAUAUCAGAGAUAAUGAUGAAAAAGAUUCGGCUUUUCGCGGUAUGUGUCACAUGAUAACCGUAAAUCCUGCUGGUGUGGUACCUGAUUUUAUAUUCUUUUGCGAUGCAAUAGCAUCAUGGGUGAAUCCUCCGCAAGAUUUGCAUCAAAUGAUACAAAAGAUAUUACUUGGCUUCAAAACCCAAGUUGGCGAUGAAAAUUGGCGCCGUUUUGUCGAUCAAUUUCCUCCCGUCUUAUCAGAGCGUUUGGUCCACAUGUAUAACAUCUAAACAGUUUUGUGUUUGCCUGAAUGAAAUAAGCAAACUAUGGAAAUUUUUUGUGGUUAAGUAAAAAAAAUAUGACGACAAACACAGGGUACGCAAAAAUAAUAGUAGGAAUCAGAGUCAAGUCAGUCUUGUGUGAAACAAAUGAAGGGAAUAUGUUUUACAUUUUUUAAAUUAAUACUUUUUUUUGUUGUUAGGGAUUUUCAUUUUAUAAUAAUAUACAGUGAAACUUGUAGGUCAUAAAAUUAGGAAAAACAGAAAAAAAUAACUAAAAAAGAAAACCUAAAAAAAACGUAGACAGCUUUAAAGAUGUAUUAGACAGUCUUUGGAACUAUUUUUUUUCUUUCUUCAAACAGUUAUUAUACAACUAAAGGUAAAGGUAAACAGUCCUUUAAAGAAAUACAAAAUAACUCGUAUAAAAUUUUACUGAUUGUAAAUUUUGUUGGUUAAUAGAAGUUGAGAUAUAAAAAAAAAACAAACAGAAAGGUCUAACCUUAAAGACAUUAAUUUUUGCAUAAAUAUAUAAAUAAAUAUAAAUACAAUUAAACUAAACUUAUUUAUCAAACAAAAUAUAAUUAAUUAUAAAACAAACACAAAAAUCUUAACUAAAUAGAAAAUCAUCUUAAUAAAACAAAACAAAAAAAAACGAAAAUUUCAUACAAUACAUACUCGUACAUAAACUAACUAACAUAAUAAUCCCUCAACUUAUUAAUAAAAAUAACAAUUAUGUGAGUAGGGGUGCAUACUACUACUGUACAUUAUUAUUAUAAUACAUAAUUUAGUUUAUGUUUAAAACUACUCAAAAUUCUUUACUAAUGGCCAGUAAAAUAUUAACAAUAUAUUUUCAAUUUUAAUUAUAUUAAAUAUAUAUUUGUAUGUGUAUGCAGUAACCUUUUUAACACCACUUUAUUUUUUUUAUAUUUUUUUUUUUGUUUCUAACUUACACACAAUCAUCCACUCCAUUCAUGCAAAGAUUUUGAAAAUCAUCUGUACUUAACAUUUAACCAUCAUAACAUUUAUAUUAUAAAAAAAUUUCAGUACAUAACAUAUGUAGUCUUUUAUGAAUUACAUAUUAUUUUUCUUUGUAUGAAAUCACUUUAACAUUUUUAUUUUUUGUUUAUUAUUAUUAUUUUUUAGUAUAAACAAAGUGUAUUAAUAAAAUAAACUCGUUCGGGUCGGGUCGAUUUCGCCGCGUAAUAUAAUCGUUAAUUUUAUUAAAAUUAAAUACAAAAAUGUAUACCUAUUAUUAAAAAUAAUAAUUAUAGCUUAAAAAGAAAUGUGUUUUAAACAUUUCUUUAGAAAAAAUAGUAUUAAAAUAUUUGUUACUCUAUUCAAUUUCAAAUCUAAUGUAUUUCAAAUUGUUUUAUAUAAUUUCAAUUCAAUAUAAUUAAAUUCAGCAUUGCAUUUAUGUUGUUAUCUCCCAUAUAAUUUAAAGGUUUAAUUAUUAAAGAAAUUAUUAAGUUUCUUUCUGCAAGGGUUUUUCUAAAAAAAUAUUAGUUUGUAUUUUAGUGGAAAAUGCAAACAUCCCGAGUAUCUUAACAAAUACUCGGCUUUUCAGAAUAUAAUUAAAAUUCAAUCGAAUACAUUUAAUGUAGCACACAUGGCUAAAAAUAAAUGGGGGUUUCGAAAAUACGUAUUUAAACCAACUAAUGGCCAGUCUGCUAUCGUUAAAUCCCCUUUCUUACCUAUUCUGAUCCAGAAUACAUGUUUUUUAUGGUAUCAAAUUAUUUUUGUAUAAAUUACAAACAAAAUAAACGAUUUUAAUGUUAAAUCAUUAUUAAAUAAUCUCAAAUGAUACGUUUUCAAAGAACAAUACCAUGUGUCUGUUCGGAAAUACAAAACUGCUCUGCAUCUGGUAUGCUACACGUUAAAAACAUCAUGUGAAGACAACUCUGCAAUAGCCAGAAAUUCGCAAAUGCAAUAUUUCAGCAUAUAAUUUUCAAAUGCAAAUUAUUUUUAAACACGCUUUACUAACAAAUAAUUAUUUUUUCGCAAAUAAGGCAUCUGCUAUCUAUCUUCAGCUUAGUAUUCUGUUCAAAAUUUCUUGCGAAAUGCUGUCAAACUACAUAUCAAAUAUUUGGAAUGAAAUGUUUGCGAAAUAAUUUCGCAAAAGCUGUACUCUGUUCUUAUUGUAAAAAACAUGUGAAAUAAUCUGGCAACGUUAUUUUUGAACUACGAAAUAACAUAAGCAGCACUUCUUUUGCACGAAAUUAAUAACAUUUUUCGCAUGAAAAAACCAUAAUUAUUCUUAAAUAUGAACAGAGUACUAGGCUUUAAAUCUUGCAGUAAACUUCUUCGUAACUUACGAAUUCAAAUCAAUUGUCCACGGAUAGUAUUUCCUAAUACAAGCUAUUUAUGGUUUCGCUUCACUAGCUCUGCAUACAUUUCAUCGGCAUCUGUAAUUUUUUGUUUUCACUGAUAGCAAAUAAUAAAUUCAUCUCUUUUCUGGAAAGCGGAAGUAAUUUUUAAAACUUGUUUGAUGUUCUGUAACUCGAAUCCACUCAAUUUACAUGUUUUACUUCCGAGUAAACUGUUCUGUAUCUCGAAACCGAGUAUCGUUUCGAUUCGAAAGGAUUUCCUUUCGAAUCGAAUUAGGGAGUAACCCCCCAGGGAUAUACAUAUAUUCUCAUGCGAAAAGAACAUCUAUUUGUUUUUGAAAAUCAUUCGUUUUUGAAACCACACGAUUUACAGAACAUGGAUGCUGAUUAUUAAAAUUAAAAUGGUAUAAAAUUGAGAUAAAAAAAAUAUUAUAAUUUAUAAAAAGGUGGCCAUUUUUUAGAAAUCAUUAUAAUAAAUCCAAUUUAGGAACAAUCAAGGAAACAUUUGUACCAGAAACCAUAGAUAAAUACACAUAAAUCGGAAACUCUCCUGUCAAAGACCUAACUCAGUUGUCAAAAAUCUAUGUAGUGAGAAUGAUUUAGUAAAUAAACGAUGUGAAAACAAUCAAACAACAAAAGUUUCCGCUCUAUGUGUAAUUAUCUAUGCCAGAACCAUACAUGUUUUACAUAAAAAUUAGACAUUUUGUUUAAAUACUUUAACACAUCAUCUAAGAUGGAAAAAAUGGGGAAUUAAAUUUAAUCAAGGUUUAAUCAGUUAACAUUUAAACUAACUAAACGCAUGUAUAGUUAUUAGCAUAUUACCACGUUAUAACACUUGAUUCAGAGAAAUUCUCCAGUUGAAUUAUACCUUAGCUUAGGAUGCCGGUUCUUUACCAAAACAAGUUUUGUAAGAGCAAACAACCGCAAUCAAUAUACAUAGUAAUGGCCCCUACCUCUUUAAAUUAAAGCGUGUUUAUAUUAAAAUUUGUUAUUGGUAACACUUAUAUGAUUACUUAAUUAAAUUUGAGCUUAAUUCACUAAAAUAUUAAUUCGGAAUUAAAAAAUGACAGCUAUUCCUUCCAUAAAUCAAUUCUCUGGGUUUAUUAGCUCAUUGAAGUGACCGCUCAGCUCAUUCAAAUGAAUAGCAUACGAUCAUACACAACAAACUCACAUUCGUUUAAUUUUUGUUGCGCACAACACUCACUUUUCAAUGUUUAAGUAAUAUAGAGUAUAAGCGAAGGAUUUUUACAGCAUUGACAAGUGAAUUCAAGCAUGUGGUUUAGUGAUGAGCUGAAAACGCUCAGAACGAUGAACGAUUCACUUCGCUCAGUUGAGUGAAUGGUUCAAUUGAACUAGGUCAUUCAUGAACUACACAACUCUAUUCCCAACGUAUAAUACUUUAGCUCCAUUUAAAUGCUUUUAUUUAUAUUGAAUACAUUCAUCGUUGCAUUAAUUCAUAAUGGAAAUCAUUCAUAACACUUAAAUGAUUAAAUGUUUUUUUAAUUCAACUCUAUAUUGAAUUAAAAUAUGUUUUCUUCAUUCAAUUGGUUUUGUUUUAAAUCCUUUGCAAAAUUUAUUUUAAAAAAUGUUCGUAAUAUAUUGGAAUUGAAGGAAAAUUGAAUAAUUCAAUAAAUUUUAUUAAGCUAUUUUGUAAUGCAUUUGAAUUCAUGAAAUCUUCAAUGGUUCAAUAAGGAAUUAAUUCUAUAAAGAAUGAAUUCUUAAAGGAAUUUAUUAAUACUAAGGAAUUGAGACAACAAAUUAAUUCAUUUGAUUUUGAUAAUUGAAUUAAGAAUUAAUUCUUUAAAUAAAAACGUAACAAUUUUAAUUGUAUUUUUAAGCAAAUGCUGUAUUAAAUGCAACUCUGAAAGUAUGAAAGUAAAGAGGUACUUUUGAGUAUUGAAUAGUCAUAAAAUCGGUCAGUAUUGAGUACAAUACCAAUAUAGUAAAUACUUUAACAUCACUACUUAUUUUGAAUUAUUUGAAUUGCGAAUUUGGUUUGCUAAAAUCUGUGUUUCGCUCUUAAAUUUAAAAUUCUUAUACAAAUAUUUUAUUAUAUUUAAAGACUGUCGUUUAGAAAAUUUUUGUUUUAUAAACUUGUUUUUUUUUUUUUAAAAAAAACACUUUCAAACAAAUGUUCGCUCCUUUUACAAAAACAUCCCUUAAAUUUUCUUCUCAGUUUAUUUUGGCCUUCAACAUUUUGUUGUAACUUCAACAAAUAGAUAUCAAUGGUGCAAAAUACGCAACCAAGGUUGCCAAUUUAGCCAUUUUCCGGCUAGAUCUAGCGAUUUUAUUUUCAUUUAGCCAUAAAAAAAUGGCUAGAUUUAAUCUAGCCGGAAGAUCUAGCCAUUUUAUUUUGUCCUAGCCAUUUUUAUUUUAUACUUUUCUUGAACAUUUUUGUAAUUUUUAAAAAUAAAAAAGUAUUUUUUAUCAAAUGACAAAGAAACUGUAUUUUUAAACAAAUUCGUCUGUUGAUGAUUUGAUGAGAAUAUUAUUGGUUUUAUGAAAACAGUCUUCUAAAUAGUUUCAAAAAGGAAAAAAAAAUAUUGAUAUUACAAUCUUUAAGUCUGCUAAACCCCAUUAACAUGAAGUCGGUAAAAUUUUUGUUUGAAAACUGUCAGUAUAACUAUUAGUUAACACAUAAUCAGACUUCGUGGUGAUGGGAGGCAAUAAAUGUAAUAUUUUUGAAUUUGUAUUCAGUUAUUUUUGGGUUUUAGCCAUUUCUAGCCAUUUUUAAUUCAAAAUAUAGCCAUUUUCUGAGCUGAAGAAUUGGCAACCUUGUACGCAACAGAUAAAUUUACCUAAAUGAUAAGUUGACAUUAAUUUCAAAUCAAUUUCUACGAGAAAAAAUUACCAAAUAUUUUUACUCCAUUAGUAACUAAGCACUGAUAGAUAUCUAUUUGUUGAAAUUACGGUUAUAAGAAACCUAAGUCAGAGUAUUAAGAAACGUUCAAAUAUUUGGGGGAAAAAAGGGCGGAACACAAAAAAACAAGGUUUAUAAAACAAAAUUACCGUACAAAAUCUGUUUUAUAAACCUUUGGUAAAUUUAAAAAUUGAUUAUGAAUACGGGGAUUAAUGAAUAAAAUUACACAGAAGAAGGUUAUAAAUAUAGCAUUUGACGUUUUUGCUGUUACAAAUGUCAUGUAAAAACAAAUAAACUUUAGCUGAAAAUAGUGGUUACAUUUAUUUCCACAAACAUUUGAAAAAUAUAAAUACACAAUAAUAUAAUCAAUAAUUUUUUAUAAUAAAAUGUUAAUUACUUUUGAAUAACAAAUAUUUUAAUACUAUUUUAUUAAUAUUAAAAUAAUAUCGUCGCGUUUCGGGUUUUAUCGGUUUCGCGUUCGCGUUUAAUCUCUCUUUCGUCGUUCGUUUGCUCGUAAGUUCGUUUGAUUUAAGUAAUCGGUCAUCGUCGUCGUUCGUUUUGGUACAAAAUAAAAUUAGCAUUAGGGUUCGCGUUUUUUUUUUUAAACAAACUAUAAAUAGCAACAAAAAAUGUUUAUAAACUUUUUUCAAAGAAACAAAAGUAAAACAACUAGCAAACCAGGAGAACAAUAGUAUUACAACAAAUAUUUUUUAUGAUUUUUUAUUUUUCAAUUAAAACAAUUUUGCUAACUUUUUAAAAUAAAUCCUAUAGAAUAAUUUAACAAAACUUUAUUUUUUUAUAAUUUAUCAAACAACAGAGUCUCAUAUGAUGAUUACAACAUUAAUAUUUUUAUUAGGAGAAAAGCAUUCAAAAUUGUAUAAAAACCAAUUCGAAAUUUAGGAUUUUUUUUAUAAAUUAUAAAGUAAAAAAGCUAAAGCACAUUCAGGGUAAUUAGAUUUCAAAAUGCUACAAUUUGAAUAAAUUACACAGAGCUGUUGCAUAAUUCGAUUCAAAAAUAAUAAUAUUCUAAUUUUUUUAACAAUAUUUGGUUACAAUUCGAAAAUUAAGUUAUGUAUACCUCUAAUAAAAACAUUAUUUAAAUUUCUAUGUAUUUUAUGAUACAGUAAAUUGUUUUAAAUUUUAAUUAAAUUUUCACUUUAAAAUAGUGUUUGGAUGAAUAUGCAAUCGUCUCUGAGAAGUAUUUGCUAUAAUUUGAAAAAAAAAUGAAAUACUUUUAUCAAAAUUCUACAUUGAUUUCCCCGAUUGAAUCUGAAUAAAAUUCUUAAUGUUGUAAUUUUAAUCAGCAACAGCAACAAAACUAAACUAUAAUUAAGAAUAUUUAUGUGAUGUUUCCUCAUAAUAUAAAUCUAAAUCCUUUUGUGGGAUUAAAAUUUUUCGAUCUGAUUUUUAAAAGAAGAAAAAAAGAAAACAAAAGACUUAUUUUUUAUUAAUUAUUAUAAACAUAAAAUAGCAAUUGUAAAUGAAUAUUAAAAGAAGCAAAUAACUAUAAACAAUUUUUUGUGUUUUAACAAAUAUUUACCAUAAGGGGGGAUUAGUUUAACAAACAAAAUAAAAAUACGUGUGAUAUUAAAAUUAAUAUUUCGGUUUCGCGUCGCGUGUCAUAAUAUCAAAAGUAAAUAAAAAACAAGAACAAAUGGAUCGCCGCCCCCAGAUCCCAAACUAACUAUAUAAUUAUAACAAUAAAUAAAUCAAAUAAAAAUCGUCGCACAUUUGUAUAUAAUAAUAAGAAUAAUAUAAAGUAAAAUUAGUAUAAUAAAUUAAUCGUGAUUUCGUAAGUACCUAAACCAGAUUCACCGCGGAAUCUGGUCGCGUUCGCGUUUAUCUCUCGGGUGAUUAUUUAAACUUAAGAUAAUAGUAAUACUAAAAAUUAACAAAUAACAGAGAAGAAAAACUAUUUUCGUAAAAAAAUUUAUCGAAAAAAAAACUAACUCAAAUAAUAAUAAUAUAAUAUAAUUAACUAUAAAAUACACACAAAUAGGGAAUUUUUUAUUUAAUGUUCAUUUUUCAUUUUUUUCAUUAUUUGUUAUAAAAUACAAAUUUUUUUAUAACUCUAAACUAAUAUUUGUUUGAUUUGCCUUGAUUUCUUUAGUUUCAGUUUUAUUUUCAUAUAAAGUUAUUAUCAUCGAUGUUUUAUUAAAUAUAAACAAAAUCUGCAUACACCUUAUCCUUUUGUUAUGUUAAAUAUAUUACACACAAUCAAAUAAUUAUUUCAUUUCAAAUCAUAUACAUAACAUAUUACAUAUAAAACUAAUUUCAAAAUAAAAUUGUGUCAACCUCUAUAUUACACACGUUCAUUCUGACGAAAUAUUGAACAAGAAAAUAUGUUAGCAAUAAGAACAGAAAACAGAAAAUCAUUUGAGUUUGAUAUAAGAUAUCAAUAGUAAAGUGUAAUAUAUUAAAUUUAAGUAUAAUUAGCGUUUUGGUCUUAGUUACAAACAAACAAAAAAAAUAUAAAAUAAACACAAUAUCUUAUCACUCUUAUCAGCCAUCAUAUACUAUGUAUAAAAUACAUUAUAUCCUUUCUCUCUAUCUAACUAUUAAAAAUAAACAUAUUUAAACAAAAAUAUUCCCUUUAAUAGAUAUAAAUAACUAUAUAUUUAAAUGAAAUAUCAUUUAAUUCUCUCACCAUGAUGUGUAUGUAUAUGAACAAUAAAUACAAUAUUUUAAAUUUAAAAAAAAAGAAAUAA